UCCCUUCCCGUCGCCGUGGUCUCUCUCGUGGAGAUUCGAUGGCGCUUCUCUCGCGAAGAUCCCUAAGCUGCGGCGUUCUGCUGUUCGUCUCCCAAUUCUUAUUCCGGGUACAUGGUUUGUCCAAGGAGAGUUUGCUUGGACGAAAUAACUUCCAACAACCAGAUGAAAACUUUGAUAUAACAAUAUCAUACAUGGAUGCUUCCGGUAAAUUUCAAACUCACAAGGUCAACUCGAAGACCCUAUCAUCAUCCUGGGUGUGGGAGAGUCCGGUUGAUGCAAACCAGAAACGGUUGGUCGUUGGACAGCUUCAAGAAGGCUCAUCUGAACAAACCGUCAAUGGUUCUAGAGAGAGUACACAGCUUUCCAUUGAAUAUAAUCAACAAUCCAGAACCAUAGAUCCAAUCAAGCUAAGGCGUCAGAAAUUGCGGGACGAACGGAGGGAAAAACGAAUAGCAGAGCUUAUUCAUAUGAGCAAAGAAACUGAAUUGCAGAUGCAAAACGCAGCCAUCGAACGUGCAAAAGAGUUUAACAACAUGAGAAGAGCAUGGUAUAGCAUAUGGAGGAAAGAAUAUAUUAAUCCUAACUCCGAUACCACUUUGAAACUUAUGAGAGAUCAGAAAAUAAUGGCCAAGGUGUAUGCUAGUGUUGCUUAUUCCACAGGGGAACGUGAUCUUUAUAAUUCCCUGACGAGACACAUCAAAGAAAUUCAGCGUGGUAUUGGAGAUGCAAAUUCAGAUUCUGAGCUGCAAGAGAGUGCACUUGAACAAGCAAAAGCUAUGGGCCAUGCCUUAUCCCUUGCAAGAGACAAGCUACUUGACGGUGAUGUCACUGCAAGAAAGUUACGGACCAUGCUUCAGUCUUUGGAGGAAAACAUAAACACAGUGAAGAAACAUAGUACAUUCUUAGUCCAGCAUGCUGCAAAGACAAUGCCUAAACCAGUGCACUGUUUAUCUUUACAGCUAACAACUGAUUAUUUCUUGCGCAACCAUAUUAACAAAGAAACAUUAGAAAAGGGGAAGCUUGAGGAUCCUUCACUCUAUCAUUAUGCUAUAUUCUCUGAUAAUGUGCUUGCAGCAUCGGUAGUGGUCAAUUCUACUGUUUUACAUGCAAAGGAACCAGAGAAACAUGUAUUUCACAUCGUCACAGACAAACUGAACUUUGCAGCCAUGAAAAUGUGGUUUAUUGCCCAUCCUCCUUUUCCAGCGACAAUCCAUGUGGAGAACAUUGAUGAAUUCAAGUGGCUUAAUUCAUCUUACUGUUCGGUUCUUCGCCAACUUGAAUCUGCAAGGAUCAAGGAGUACUACUUCAAAGCGAAUCAUCCAUCAUCUCUUUCUGUUGGAAAUGAAAAUCUGAAAUAUAGGAAUCCUAAGUAUUUGUCGAUGCUCAACCAUCUAAGAUUCUACAUGCCUGAGGUUUACCCGAAACUAGACAAGAUACUAUUUCUUGAUGAUGAUAUUGUUGUGCAAAAGGAUUUGACACCACUCUGGUUGAUAGAUAUGAAGGGAAUGGUAAAUGGUGCAGUUGAGACAUGUAAAGAGAGCUUUCAUCGGUUUGAUACAUAUCUCAAUUUCUCAAACCCGUUGAUUUCUCAAAAUUUUGAUCCACAGGCAUGUGGAUGGGCCUUUGGGAUGAAUAUUUUUGACUUGAAAGAAUGGAAGAAGCGAAAUAUCACAGGAAUUUAUCACUAUUGGCAAGACUUGAACGAGGACCGCAUGCUCUGGAAGCUCGGAUCGCUGCCGCCAGGUCUGAUAACUUUCUACAACCUGACAUAUCCUCUGGAUCGAAGUUGGCAUGUGUUAGGACUUGGAUAUGAUCCAGCAGUAAACCCUUUGGAAAUAGAGAAUGCUGCUGUCAUCCACUACAAUGGGAAUUACAAGCCAUGGCUAGAUCUUGCUUUCACCAAGUACCAGCCAUACUGGUCCAAGUUCGUAGAUGUUGACAAUCCUUAUAUUCAAGACUGCUACGGCAAUCAAUGAUGUUGAAGAAGCAAUCGUCCAUAGAUCCUUAUUCCAAUUUCUUUAAUAUUCUUUCCAAGCUGCAUUCUUUCCUCCACUCCACAGCUAAUGUUCGACGUUUCUACUGGUAAAAGAUAGGCUUCCAACCAGAUUCUGUUUCCCACUCUGUGGAUUUCUCAAUCUAAUCAAUCAUUGCCUGAAGAUUGUACAAUUUUCUCUUCUUUGGGCGUUUGUUGUGGUCAUGGAUAAAUCAAUGAGCCUUUGUAGAUCGAUCUCAUG
This is a messenger RNA of Musa acuminata subsp. malaccensis (wild Malaysian banana), 2234 nucleotides long. Its product is annotated as probable galacturonosyltransferase 3. Lineage: Eukaryota; Viridiplantae; Streptophyta; Magnoliopsida; Zingiberales; Musaceae. The record is from RefSeq and is a predicted model, not a curated record. Gene Ontology annotation, molecular function: polygalacturonate 4-alpha-galacturonosyltransferase activity.